Molecule: messenger RNA, 769 nt
Organism: Oncorhynchus gorbuscha (pink salmon)
Lineage: Eukaryota; Metazoa; Chordata; Actinopteri; Salmoniformes; Salmonidae
Product: F-box only protein 7-like
Exons: 3
Coding region: 20-550 (176 amino acids)
Biological process (GO): autophagy of mitochondrion; positive regulation of autophagy of mitochondrion
Molecular function (GO): protein kinase binding
Source: RefSeq, a predicted model, not a curated record
UGGUGGUGGUAUAACAGCCAUGGCCCUGCCAGCAGUGUUUGGCCUGCCAGUCCUUCCUCCAGAGCUGUUACUGAGGGUGCUGAGACUGCUGGAUGUCUCCUCUCUCCUGGCCCUCUCCUCGGUAAACAGACACCUUCACCAAACCACCACAGACCCGGCCCUCUGGAGACACCUCUACCGCAGAGACUUCCGAGACAGCCAAGACCACAGCAGAGACACUCAGUGGAGAGAGCUCUACAAGAAGAAGUACAAGUGGAGGAGAGAAGCAGCCAGUUACCGGCACCACAUGCCCCGUUACCACCCUGUCCCCCCACCGCUCUACCCCCUCCACCCCCUCCCCAACAACCCCUUCCCCUUCUACCCGCCUGGCAUCAUCGGUGGGGAGUACGACCAGAGACCUGGCAUCCCCGGUGGCAUUCUGCCCCGCCCCCGCUACGACCCUAUUGGUCCGCUCCCAGGUCACGAUCCCACAGCAGGAGGGCUGAUUGGACGAAGGGGGCUGAGACCUGCUGGGAACCGGCCGGCUGACAUCAGAAGAGGGUUCAUAUGACCUCCCUGACCAGUGACCUCUAGUGGUGGUGUAGGAGUAUGACCACCACACAGAGAAGCUUAAAUAAAACAGAGAUGUUGAAGACUGACUUGUUAGCCUACCUUAAAUAAGGCACCUGAGUGCUAUAGUCACAGAUAAAUGGUGUUGUUCGGGCUAUAAACACUAACCCUCAUCCAGCCUGCUUAUUAUCCCCUAAACCUCAUCCAGGUGUUUUUUAUA